AUGGCGAUGCAGCCACCUGCUUGCAGUUAUCCUCUGGAAAAGGACGAAGACACACCUGAGGAAGAGAGGCACCUGAAGGCGGAACUGGAACAACCUCAGUGUGGUCGGGAGAACAGCAAGUCUGACGGCGUCCCCUGGAAGCUUCCAGCAACCGGGCCUCUUAGUGGCGUGGAGAAGACGGAGCCAUCCUUCCCAGAGGUGCAGCGCCCAGACUGCGGGUCCUCUCCUCGACCCCCCCUGGAAAGCCUGUCCAAGGCACUGUCAGACCAGGGGAAACUUCUCCACUUUGACCGGCAAGGCCCGGGCCGCUUGUCUACCUCGCCCACAUUGAGGAGGUUAAGGGGCUGCAGCUGCGGGAGCGUGCGCACGCAUGCGCACGGCACUGCGCAUGCGCCGCCUCAGCAGGCGGCUUUGGAGGUUACCACCUGGGGCGGCUGCAAGGAGCCUUCCGGCUCCCCGCAUCGCCUUUCCAACGGCCUAUUUGGAAGCCCAGCCCACUCCCUGUGGCCCCUGCGACUCCACUCAAGAUUGCCUCCGGACCCCGAAAGGGCACUCAACGCAGCCGACUCGUUUGAGCUCCAAAUGGCGCCCAGUGAUGAGCUUGCCCUUCCCAUGCUUCAGCCCCUCAACGAGGGGUCGCUUCCUCAGGCCUCCCUUCCACGGAGUGGAGGCCAGCCAGCACCCAGCCGCGCCCCACAGCUCCCCAGGCCUCAAAGAGAAGAAUUGCAUCAGUCCAGAUUCUACGAGCACAGGAGGAGUUCUGUGGUGCUCAACUUACCUGGACUUGAGGUGUUCCCCGGGGACCUUCUGGUGUCAGAUGGAGCUGCCGAUUACCUGUGCCACCCGCUUCUGCUGCUGAAUUCAGAAUCCAAAAAGCCAAGAUGGCCUUUCCCCAAGAGAGGAGUGCGCAAAGACAAACACAAGCACACAUCUGAUCUGAAAGACUGCCUCUCCUCUUGGAAGAUUACAGACUUCAGGGGCUAUGAGUUCCACAGACUGAAGGAUAAGACCUGGAAUGAAGUCAUGGAAACACAUCAAAAACUUCCUACUAAUCAAUUAGACUUGAGAAAGCAGCAAGAGGCUGUGUGGGAACUCUUCACGAGUGAAUGCACUUAUUUCUUGGACCACUUAUUAGUUCUUAAGAUGAUCUUCAUGAAUACAUUAAAAUACCGACAGACUCAUGAAUAUCUCCUGGAUGUGGAUUUAUGGGGACUUUUUGCAAACCUGGAGGAGUUAAGUCAGACAAGCUUUGGUUUUGUGAACAGUCUUUUCCACAUCUUCAAGGACUAUGUCGACACUUCUGAGACUUUACCAUCGUUGGAUUUCAUUUCCGUGCUCACAAAGUAUUUCCGAGGCCUGUGUCAGAGCCACCGGACCUACUGCCUGAAUUACUCAGCUGCUGUCUUUUAUCGUGAGAGUCUGAGGCAGAGAGAGGACUUCGGAAUUUAUUUAAAAUGGUGUGAGCAAAAUGAACAGUGCAGACACCUUCACCUGCCUGAGCUGCUAGUGGCCCCACUACACAGGCUGACUCAAUACCCCUUGUUGCUGAACAUCUGGAAAAGGAAUACAGCCUCUACGGAGAAAAUCAUGAUCUACUCCGUCAAGGAAAAGGUGGAAAAGUCAAUCUGGGAUCUUGAAGGAAAAGUGAAGUGGCUUGACAAUUUUCAAAAAUGCAGACAUCUACAGGAGAUUAUAGUGUGGCCUCCACUUUGGGAUAGAGAUUAAAGGUUUUUCAUUCCAGAGUGCCUGAAACACAUUUUUAAAGAACACAUGGCAGAAAACAUCCUGUCACCAACCAACAGACACCUUCUCUAUGAAGGAAAAUUAACUCUUGCAGAAAGCACAAGAUUCCUAGAUGUUUAUCUGUUUCUCUUUGAUGAUUUCCUCUUAGUUACGAAAACCAAGCGCAACAAAAAGAAACUUGGAGGCUCAGACCCUGGUUCAGUGUGCCCUUCACUUACUCCUGAGCUACAAACAGUAAUCAAAGAAGGUGGUUCAUGUAUGGUACUCGAUCAGCCCAUUCCACUAGACAGAUUGGUUGUCAGAGGUCUCGAUCCACUCCACAUGUCAGUCUUUGGGCUGAGAAAUUCUUUCCUCAUACAACAUGAAAACAGCUAUCAACAGUGUAUAGCAGCAUUCUUAUUACAAGCCCAAACAGAAAACAUCAAGAAAACAUGGAUUGCACAAUUAACAGCAGCAAUCUCUUGCUUCACUAAGAGUCAGGAAACCAAGAUGUCCUUAUUCACUUUGCCUGCAGAAUCCUCAGAAAUUUAGGGACCCAAAACAAGUGGCACACCUUUUUAGACAUUAGGGAUUAAGGUAUUCUUUCAUUCAAACUUGUAACACUUACCUAGUGAUGAGCUAAAAGAAAAUGUGCAUUUUAAAGAAGUUCCAGAAUUUAAGCUAGGAAAUUCCUCAGCGUAGAGUAAUAAUGGCUGCAACAAAUUUGAACCGGAAAGAAUUUCUUGGUAAGUGUAUACAUGCUGAUAUCCAGACUACGUUAUAAUGCUUCAGUCAGGCUUGCAAAAGGGGUGAGGGAAGUAUGAUGCUAUUAUAAUUCGUAAAAAGUGAAUGAUCAGGUAAAUGCAGUAUCGGGAGGAAAACAAUGCCCACUGCUUGCAUCUGAUAUGACUUCUAGCAUCUUACUUUGUGUAUAUCUGUAAUGAAACCAAGUUUCCUACAUGACUUAUAAAUCAGCCUUACUGCUGUACAGUCCUACCUGAUACAAAGUUUGAUUGCUCUUUUAACAUACUAAGCAAUGAAUAAUAAGGUCUCCAUCUUAGUAGCAGUUUUUAAAUUCCUAGUCGCCAACAGUUUAUUUAUCUCAGGUAUACUUUAUAUAACUCUUAACAUGGAAGGAGAAAAUCCCAAAGAUGAAAUUCCAUUGUUUUAAGAAAGAAAAAGCAAAUACCUGUUCCAGUUUCACCAGUUAACAGUUUUACUUGGGAAAUUUCAUAGAAAUAGUAGGAUAUCUUUCUCUAAAUCUCACUUUUUGAAGAACAGUGGAGUUUGUCAUAAAACUUAUUUCUGGUUUUGAGUGUGUGUGUGUGUGUGUGUGUGUGUGUGUGUGUGUGUGUGUGUGAGCACAGUACAGUUACUUCGUCUUAUUUGGCAGGACUUGAAACAUCAUUAGAAUUUCUUAGAGAGCUUGAACUAUUAUCAUGGUGGAAUAUACUAUUAACUGCAUGUAAGGAACUAGUUCUUAUAGUCAGAUUAUAUCAAAAGGAAAUCCACAGAUUUCAAUUUCAGACAUGGUACCUUUUGCAGUUUCCAAAAUGGAAGUGGUAAGUUUAUCAACUUGGACUGCAAGACGAGUGAUACCUUAACUGAUCUCCUUAAGCUGGAGAAUGGGAUAGAAAGGAUGAUGCUUGGGCAAGUCACAUGCACAGUUAAUUCUUUGAGAAAAAUGUGAUUUCACCAUGUAAACCAGGCAGUAUAGACAAGUGCAGCAUAACAGUUCUGUUCAAGGGCCAAGCACCAUUAGAAUGGAGGGUCACAGCCCAUGUAUAAUAAUGUCAUAUUUAUUAGGAGUAAGUGAAAAUGAAAGGAAAAUCAGGAAAGCAGUAACUAUGGUCAAUGCCUAAGAAUAAAUGAGAAAGGCAAAGUACAGGAGAACAAAUUUCAAGUGAGUUCUUAGAGAUGAAAAAUAUGUAUUUUUCUAGAAAAAAAUUAACAAUUGUCUUGCAAGGAUUUCUAGAUAUCAGCCAACUUAGGAAAAGGGCAAUGGACUAGGUGAUCUCCCAAGAUUCCUUUUAGUCCAAGUCCAGUAAACAUAUUUGUUUAUAUGUAUAAAACUAUUUUUUCCCUUAAAUCUCAUUAAAGGGAGAAAAAGAUUGACUAAAUUAACAUGUAAAUUUAAUUAGUUAAGAUGUAAAACAGCUUUAAAAUAUUCAAUAUGCAAAGAAAUAAUUAGCACUUCUAUGUUCACUGCAGCACUAGUCACAAUAGCCAAGAUGUGGAAAAAACCUUCAUGUUCACCAACAGGUGAGUGGAUAAAGAAACUCUGGUACGUACAUACAGUGGAAUUCUAUUCAGCCUUGAAAAGGAAAUUCUGCAAUAUGAAACAACAUAGAUGAACCUUGAGGACAUUAUGCUAAGGGAAAUAAGUCAGUCACAGAAAGACAAAUACUGCAUGAUUCCACUUAUAUGAGAUUUCUAAAAUACUCAAAUUCAUAGAAUCAAAAAGAGUGGAAUGGUAGUUGCCAGAGGCUGGGGGUAGGGAGAAAUGGGGAGUUACUAAUCAAUGGGCAUAAAGUUUCAGUUAAGGAAAAUGAGUAAGCUAGGGAGAUCUGCUGUACUGUACGCUUUUACAAGAGUUGUCAAGAGGGUAGAUCUCAUGUUAACUGUUGUUACCACAAGAUAAAAUUUAGAAGAAUAUACUACUAUGUAUUUAAAGUGAAAUUCUAUAAAGCUCACAAAAGAGCAUAUCUAAUAUAUAAUAUAUUAAGUGCCUGAGGAUAUACAUGUUAUUCUCUUCAGAGGGAAACACAGAGUAAAAUGAAAAAUCACGUCUGGAACUUUGGUUCCCAGGGGAAAAAAAAUCAGUAAAAAGCAAUGGUACAUUGAGCCUUUAAAUGGUCACCUGGGUAUUAAAUGUACAAUAAAAGGAGAUUAAUAUUAAUAUUUUUUAGUUUUGUUAAUUUUUCUCAGUAAUGAAUGAAAUGAAAAGGAGAUGUCUCAAGCAAAAUAGCAUUAGUAAUUUCUCUUGAAAUAUGAACUUAAUUACUAUUCUUAGUUGAACAUUAAAGCACACCCCUUGUGAGGUUGGGAUUGACAUAGAUUGACAUAUAUAUAUAUAUAUAUAUAUA
Molecule: messenger RNA, 4808 nt
Organism: Physeter macrocephalus (sperm whale)
Lineage: Eukaryota; Metazoa; Chordata; Mammalia; Artiodactyla; Physeteridae
Gene: PLEKHG7
Product: pleckstrin homology and RhoGEF domain containing G7
Biological process (GO): Rho protein signal transduction
Molecular function (GO): guanyl-nucleotide exchange factor activity
Source: RefSeq, a predicted model, not a curated record